Molecule: messenger RNA, 1559 nt
Organism: Sphaeroforma arctica JP610
Lineage: Eukaryota; Ichthyosporea; Ichthyophonida
Exons: 8
Coding region: 158-1216 (352 amino acids)
Biological process (GO): protein deubiquitination
Molecular function (GO): cysteine-type deubiquitinase activity; protein binding; cysteine-type endopeptidase activity
Source: RefSeq, a predicted model, not a curated record
UGGCCAAGUACCUGCGAUGCGCUUUCAAUUUUCGGGUGUAUCGGUCCGAAAUUCUACGCCUCCUGAUCCGGAUACUCACAUCUGAUAUUCAGUUUUGGAUGCAAACCUAUCCAAAUUCUCACGUAUACUGAUCCAAACCUCUCAGGUAUGGAACCUUAUGACCAAACACGUGCGCGAGUCCCGUCGAUUGGACAGUCCAGCCACGCCAUGCAGCCUCUGCAUACAGAAUGCGCAGAUGAGGUCUGAUGAAGCCCUAGCACAACGCAUGCUGGACAGUCACAUAGCUGGUCAUCUCCUCGGGAAGACCUUCACUGUGAACGAUCUGGCAAUGCCGUCGUCCAGUACUGCGAACCCUAACACGUACUCCUCAGAGCGACCGUUCAACCGGAGUGUUCUGUAUGUGGUGCCCCACACCUUUCUGCGCCAGUGGAAGGCUUUUUUUGGCGAUAAAAAUGGUGCACGCCCUCGUCCCUUCUGUGUGGGCAGUGAAACCCUUCUGUGUGAUCACAGGCGACUGCCGUUCAGAGUGCUCCGACCCGAACGCGCAAACCAAGUACCCACAAGCACGAACCUUACGAAGAUUGGGAUAAUCGACGACGCCGCAUUCAGAGGGUUGGCAGCAACGUACGGUGAUGUGGAGGCCAUUGCGUUACGUCUGAGCUCAGAGAAUGAGAUCGUGUCCCAGCCACCGCUCUGUGAGCAAUGUGAGGCAGAGGGCUUAUCGGGAAAAGCGGAAGCGGCAUUCAAGUACAGCAAAGGAAUCAUCAAAAUCAAGCACUUAGACGACGACGAAGACCCCGGCAGCAGCACUGUAAGUACCGCCCAGGAAAAGAUGGAAGCAAACAACAGAAGUGCUCCCGGAGAUGUGAGGCGGUCGUCUCGUGAUCGGCUUGCUAGCAUCAAGGCAGUAUCCGAAGUGGAAAAACUGAAAUCGUUCCAUAUUUUCUAUAACACAACAGUGAUGGAGUUGAAGUUGUCCAUCAUGAAUGAGUGGUUUCUGAGCGCUCCUAAUGACCAGCACUUGUACUAUAACGGUGUGGAGUUGACGAACGAUGAAACGAUGCAGAGUGCGCGUGUGCCGUCGGGUGCGCAGCUUGAGGUGAAAGUAGACUUGGCGUUAGAAGAGGACGAAGAUGACCUACAGAGAGCUAUCCUAGCGUCGAUGAGACAAGGUUCCCCGGAGCGUGGUUUCGAAGGUACUGGAUUGUACGGCUAGACAGCUACUCAGCAACGUCACCCGUGUAUAUGUGCAGAUGAAGUUCCAGGAUCACUCGAAAGUGGGCCGUUUGAUCAUCUCCGCUUGUUACAUUCGUCGAGUUCAAAAGACCAUCCGACCCAUAUAUCCUGCUGCCAUCCCACUUCGGUGCAAUCGAAUUUUUGAUGAAACCGGGUCAUACCUCAGCAUUGCAGUUUUGAAGCUUAUCCACUAGGGUCAUGCCGUCUGGAGAAAAAAAGAAGAAGAAAAAUACCACAACGGACUAAAGUCCGUAAGACCUAGGGUUUCACAAAUUCCGUUGUACACUUGUUUAAUUGCACAAUGUUUCAAUGAGGAGAAUGGU